UAAAAGAUGAUUGUCUAAAAUCCCACUUUAUUCUAACCCAAAACAUCAGUCCCUCUUUUCGAUCACUCAACACCAUGAAGAAUUUUUUAAUUAUGACUAUCGCUUUCUGCUUCAUAUCGAACAUUUCGAAUAGUCCGAUAAGCUCAACUUCAUUAGAAAAUUCAGAAAAGGCAGCCACAUCCUCCUCUGAAGGGGUUGAAGAGCGACCGAAAAAGUUGGCAAAAAUCAGCAGUAUUGCAGAUAAAGGCAAAGCAGCGUUGGAAAUAAGUUCAGAAUUUGCAUUGGGAUGCCCAGUCUUUCCAGCGCCAGCAAAAUUAGCCAUCGGUACCGCCAAAAGUGCUGUCGACGGAACAAAGGCAUUAUAUAGAACGAAGAGUUUGGACGAAGCACUUCGAGCUUCGAUUGGUCCAGUGAAAACGACCGUCUCAACUGGUACCGACUUUGCAUUAUUCAAUCCUGCUGUUCCUGCCUCUGUUAAAAUAGCCGCUGGAACUGGAAGAGCUCUCUUAGAUGGAACGCAAGCAUAUCGUAAAACAAAAAGUUUCAAAGAAACAGGCAAAGCGAUCGUUGGCUCAUCUAUAGACAGACACAGUGCAAACAAAGCUUUGUUGCCGGCAUACUAUGGAUAUACCAGAAGUGGAUAUAAUCUGAUGAACGACAUUUGCGAGGGAAAAGAUCUAAAAUCGUCAAUCAAACAGCGAGCUAUGGACGCCAGCUGGGCGUUUCCGAUUAAAAUGGAGUACAAAAUUGGUGCAGAUCUCACACGGUUUUUGUUUAAAAAGAUGAUGCCGGAUAUUCCAGAGAAUGAAAAGGAAUAUAUUGACAGAAACAGUGAAGAAGAUAAUAGCAAAAUGCCUGAACUAGAUGAAACAGAAUCUGACUCCAAAAAUGACGAUAAAAGCGAUUCAACACAUGACGAGGGCUCAAGUUUAAAAUUGUCAUCAAAAGAUUCAUCGUCCAAGAAAAAGAGUCGAGAAUAAAUACUUUCCAAAGAUUUUUUCAGAGCCUUUCUAAAUUCAUCUUACAAACGUCACGGCUUUGAAAAUGACAACCAUUUUUUUUUGUAUUGGAUUUGUUUGAAUAUAUUUGUUUGCAUUGAAUCUUUUCAGUUUUUUUUCCUCACUGGUUUGUAAAUCUGAUUCGAAUGAAUCCAAUUUUCUAAAAAUAAAAACAAACUGAUAUCAAAUUUCAAA
This is a messenger RNA of Contarinia nasturtii (swede midge), 1193 nucleotides long. RefSeq lists its product as uncharacterized. The transcript is spliced from 10 exons. Bases 75 to 980 code for a protein of 301 amino acids. The record is from RefSeq and is a predicted model, not a curated record. Lineage: Eukaryota; Metazoa; Arthropoda; Insecta; Diptera; Cecidomyiidae.